UUCCUGGAUGUGGGGGAGAAGGCCUCCGACUUGGGGGUAAGUCCUGGCAGCCGUGGGAAGAUGCAUCAGCCGGACACUGAGCAGAUAGGUGAGCCCGUGAGCGCUGAGGUGAGGGCUGUGUCCGGUCUGCAAUCUGUGUCUUCCUGUCCUCCUCCUUCAGGUAGUCUGGGUUGGAGGAGGUGGAGCCAUGACCGAGGGGACCGAAGAUGCCGGCUGAGGGAGCAGGCUGGGUGGGGGACACCUUCGGGAGGUUCUGGGCUCCUAGGGUGGACAGUGAAACACUGGCCUGACCAGCUGAUGCCCACUGCCAUGGACAGUCCUGAGGGAGCCCCACUCCCUGACACCGAGCGAGGACAUUGUCGCCCCAACCCAGCCAAUCAGGUUGUACUGUGUGACCCUGAGGCCAUGCCGCAGGGACCGCUGUGCCAGCUUGGGCAGCGUGUGAAGAGAAGCGCAGAGGAGAGAGGAGAGGCAAUCAGGCAGCACCUCUCCUACCCUGCACAUUCUCUUGGCCCAAGCGGUGCCCCUGCCAAAGGCACCUUCCACACCCCUCUCUGCGGCUCCAGCCCAACUGGAAUUCCAGCCUCCUCCAGGAAGUCUUCUCGGAUGCCCUCCUGCCCAGCCAGUGAGCACCGCAUCCUCUUGUGGGUCCCCACAACCCCCUCUACUGUGAACAGCCUUGGCUGUGGGGUAUAGCCAGUCGCUCAGGAAAUCUCAAAUGACUGAAGGUGGAGACUGGGGGAUGCAGCCCUCUCCCCGUUCUCCAGCGGCGUUCUGUGUUCUACCCUUUUCCCCAAAUAUCUCCUCUCAUUGCAUCUGUGCCCGCCCCCUUGGCGUGCCCUCCCUUAAUGCCUUGCCCCCUGCCUGCUGCAUGGGGUUUCCUGGUUGCGUCGGAAGGACUCUGGUCGAGUAGGCAGAGAUCUGGGGGCCCCUGUGCCUGGUACAGCACUGAGGCUUGGGUGGUAAUCUUUUUCUUUUUCCCCAUCACACUCAUUUUUAUUGUGACAAUAAAGCACGUUUCUGCGCGGCCCCAGAUGCCGACAACAGC
Molecule: messenger RNA, 1048 nt
Organism: Myotis davidii
Lineage: Eukaryota; Metazoa; Chordata; Mammalia; Chiroptera; Vespertilionidae
Exons: 2
Coding region: 61-696 (211 amino acids)
Source: RefSeq, a predicted model, not a curated record